Messenger RNA from Soboliphyme baturini, 390 nucleotides. The record is from the annotation of a GenBank genome assembly. NCBI's taxonomy places the organism in Eukaryota, Metazoa, Nematoda, Enoplea, Dioctophymatida, Soboliphymatidae.
AUGAAUACUGACAAUGCUGUCAACGUGGACAUUAUUUUUCUGUCGAAUUCCAUCGCCUUUGACGAAUUGUCAGCAGAAGUGAUUUCGCCCACCGGAGAACCAGUUGAUCAUGCACUUGGCAAAACGGACGACGGAGCGACGAUCUGUUUCGUCGCAAAAUGCUGUGGAACGUACCACGUCGUGUUGCUGCGACCGACCGCGAUGACCACUGAGACAUCGACCUGUCCAGCUAGGCACAUAACACGUCUGCCGGCCACCAUUAGACUGGUCGUGCUCGUGCUCGUGGUCGUGGUUACGGUUACGGUUACGGAUACGAUCGCCAGUCGUUGUCCACCCCUCCGCCUCGACGGUGUGUCCAGCGAUCGCCGCAAUCUGCCUGCUAUUGGCUAA